UAACAGAAUAAAUCUGCAAGCAAACUUCUAAGACUUUUCCACUUUACACCACACAUUCACUUGACCAUACAUCUUUAGGUGAUGUCUAUGCCCUUCAUUUGUCUCUUCCUUAAACCUUCUCCACUUUCUCUUUUUCUAUAUUACUCUUCACACUCUCUCUACUUUCUUUUAUUAUUAUCUCAUUGAAUUUUAAACAUCAAACUAGGUUUUUAAUUAAUUCAUCACCAUGGAAUUUAGCUACCUCCAAGAAGAUUCAAAGAGCUCAAGCGACGAAAACAUUGAUCGAUCAUCCGAUCAAAACAACGACGAUGAUCAUGAUCGCGACAUGGGAAUUGGUAGAUCUUAUGAGUGUGUUUUUUGCAAAAGAGGUUUCACAACUGCUCAAGCUUUAGGUGGACACAUGAAUAUACAUAGAAAAGAUAGAGCAAAUAAUAACAAAAGUGUUACCAAAACUAAUUAUGCUCCUCCUAGUUCAAGCAAAUUAGAUAACUAUGGAGAUCUUGGAUUUUAUUCAACAAUUAAUCCAAGUCAUCUUACAAGAGGUGGUUAUUAUUCAACAAUUUCAUCAACAACUAAUCCUCCUGAGGUAGAUUCUCUAAAUUAUCAUCAAAUAUAUUUUCCUUCACAUCAUGUGCAAUAUAGUGAGAUGUUAUGUGUUGAAAAUCAAAGGAUGUUUGGACAAGAUUGGAGUGGUUUGAGUUUGUAUACAAAUCCAUUAAGUAAAGACAAAAUAGAAAACAACAAUGGAGUGGAUGAAUUGGAUUUGGAGCUUAGACUUGGUCAUUAUCCAUAGCAAGAAUUAAUAUAUAUUCUACUUAUAAUUAUUUCUCUACCUUUUACUUAUAUAUAAGCAUGUCUUGCUUUUAUAUAUUAAUUCUGAUGGCAUGCAAUUGUAUAUUGAGAAGUAAUUAAGAUUUCUAUGUUAUGUGGGCUUUUUCAAGGAAGAAAUUAAGGAGGGUUCUAUAUUUAUACCCUUAUAUAUAUAAUAGCUAGGGUUCUAUAUUAUUAUAACCCAGAAGUUAAUUUUUACAUAUGUGAAUGUUUCUUUUUUGUUGCUA
Messenger RNA from Trifolium pratense (red clover), 1058 nucleotides. Its product is annotated as zinc finger protein GIS-like. The record is from RefSeq and is a predicted model, not a curated record. The transcript has a single exon. The coding region runs from base 227 to 793 and encodes 188 amino acids. Lineage: Eukaryota; Viridiplantae; Streptophyta; Magnoliopsida; Fabales; Fabaceae.